Messenger RNA from Dromiciops gliroides (monito del monte), 3188 nucleotides. It is a transcript of the gene MSI1, whose product is annotated as musashi RNA binding protein 1. Gene Ontology annotation, cellular component: cytoplasm. The coding region runs from base 139 to 1227 and encodes 362 amino acids. The transcript is spliced from 15 exons. The record is from RefSeq and is a predicted model, not a curated record. NCBI's taxonomy places the organism in Eukaryota, Metazoa, Chordata, Mammalia, Microbiotheria, Microbiotheriidae. Gene Ontology annotation, molecular function: RNA binding.
CCCGAGCGGGGUCGGGGGAGGGGGCAGCAUGGCCUGUCCGUCCGGCCCCCUCCGCCGCCGCCGCUCUCCUCCUCUGCCCCGCGCCGAGCGCCGCCGCCGCCGCCGCUCCACUCGCCCUGCCGCCCGCCGCGGGUCCCGAUGGAGACAGACGCGCCUCAGCCCGGCCUCGCCUCCCCGGACUCGCCGCACGACCCCUGCAAGAUGUUCAUCGGGGGACUUAGCUGGCAGACCACGCAGGAGGGCCUACGGGAGUACUUCGGCCAAUUCGGGGAAGUGAAGGAGUGUCUGGUGAUGCGGGACCCACUGACCAAGAGAUCCAGGGGGUUUGGUUUCGUCACUUUCGUGGACCAGGCAGGGGUGGAUAAGGUAUUGGCCCAAUCCAGACACGAGCUGGACUCCAAAACGAUUGAUCCCAAGGUUGCAUUUCCUCGCCGAGCUCAGCCCAAGAUGGUGACUCGGACCAAGAAGAUCUUUGUCGGGGGGCUGUCCGUGAACACCACAGUGGAAGAUGUGAAACAAUAUUUUGAACAGUUUGGGAAGGUGGAUGAUGCCAUGCUAAUGUUUGACAAAACCACCAAUCGACACCGAGGGUUUGGGUUUGUCACAUUUGAGAGUGAGGACAUUGUGGAGAAAGUAUGUGAGAUUCACUUCCACGAGAUCAACAACAAGAUGGUAGAAUGUAAGAAAGCCCAACCAAAGGAGGUGAUGUCGCCCACAGGCUCUGCCAGGGGGAGGUCCCGAGUCAUGCCCUAUGGGAUGGAUGCUUUUAUGCUGGGGAUUGGCAUGUUGGGUUAUCCAGGUUUCCAGGCUGCAACCUAUGCCAGCCGGAGUUACACAGGCAUUGCACCUGGCUAUACCUACCAGUUCCCCGAAUUCCGUGUAGAGCGGACCCCUCUCCCGAGCGCCCCCGUCCUCCCUGAGCUCACAGCAAUCCCACUCACUGCUUACGGACCAAUGGCCGCAGCAGCCGCCGCAGCUGCUGUUGUCCGAGGGACAGGAUCUCACCCCUGGGCGCUGGCUCCCCCUCCAGGUUCGACACCUAGCCGUACAGGGGGCUUCCUGGGCACCACGAGCCCCGGCCCAUGGCCGAGCUCUAUGGGGGCGGCCAACCAAGAUUCUGGGGUCAGCAGCUACAUCAGCGCUGCCAGCCCUGCCCCCAGCACUGGCUUCGGCCACAGCCUUGGGGGUCCCUUGAUUGCAACAGCUUUCACCAAUGGGUACCACUGAGUCAGGGGACCAAGGAGGCAGGAGAGCCCUCAUCGGCAGCUGCCUGAGGACAGUGAGCUGCAGGACCAGCAGAAGCAAAGGGGAAAGGGGAAGGAGGCUCGGUCCAUCACCCCGUCCCCUGGCCAAGCUGCACACUGCCUGCAGACUGACGGGCUCCCCGCCUGCCCCCGCCCCCCUCCCCCCCUCUGCCUCCCACCUCCCCCCAUGGACAUCAUCUCACUGCCCUUACUAACCUCCCCCUGCUCCCCGCCUCCCUCGGCUUCUAUUUAUUUUGGAGUAGAUGGUAGCCUCCUGAUUUUCUCCCGUUGGGUUUGCACCCCUUCCCUUUCUUUCUCUCUCUUCGCCCCAUGCUUUAGGUCUCCCGAAAUGGCUCAUGUGCUUGUGUUAGCUAGAAUGAUGGCGGGAAGACGGGCAGGGUCCACUGCAGGGGGGCCCGGGCCUCCCUCCUGCCUUCGUUUUAUUGUUUAAUUUUUUAAAAUUCUAAUCUUUCUUUCCUUUUUUCUUUUUCUUUUUGAUCAAAGAGAGAGAGAGAGAGAGAGAGAGAGAGAGAGAGAGAGAGAGAGAGAAAGAAACAUUUUUAAAAUUGUUUCUUGGUUUGUGAAUGUGAAGCUCCGGGCUGCAGGGUGGGGGCCAGGGGUGCCCGCACUCGACGAGAGAACACGUGUAUAUUUUGGUCUGUGGCAGCCCAGGUUGAGGCUGAGCAGGGCUGGGCUGGGGGGGGUCAGGUGAAGCCCUGGAGAUCUGUCUCCUGUAUGAUAUUGUAAAUACUUUGAGGUGAAGCCCCCACCCCUCCCUGUAUUCCUUGCCAGGGUGGGGGAGGGGCCUCACCUCACCCCACUCCAUGGGCCCCUCUGUGAACCCCUCCCCUCCCCCCACAUGGUUACUGUAAGAUUUUUGUUAGGGCCUCCACUUGGACUGGGAAAGGGAGGUACCCUCUCUCUCGCCCUGGAACCCAGGGGGACUCCUAUGGGCUACCGCCCCCACUCCUGCCCCAAGCCCCAACUUCAGAUGGAAGGGAGGGGGGCUUACCACCUUACCACAUUUGAAAGGAAUUAACUCUCCAAAGGGUCUUCCCCCACCCCCACCCCCUCAAUAGGCUGGACCCUCAUGUUUCCUGCCCUGGGCUCACCAUGGGGAGGUCGGUGUUAGAAGGGGUAAGGGUGGGUGACCCCAGGGGCAAGCGAAGGGCUUCUCAGGGAUCCCCCACAUUCUUUCACAGCAGCCUCCCACCUGGACAGGCCACUCGGCCAUUCUCCCCAAGGUCAUGGUUGGAGCCCCUUGGCAGCCCUGUGGGCCUCCCCCUCCCCCCAACUCCCUCUCUGCCUCAGUGACCCCUCCAGCACCUGGACUAGGGAGAGAGGGUGGAUUUCAGGUCUGAUUUCUGUGAACCAAAGACCUGACUGGGGUGGGAGGACUGGAGGCUUGACGGUUGCUUCCUGCCCCUCCCCAACUCCCACCCCAGGGAGGUUGGACAGGUCCAAGGCUAGGGGUGUCCCACGUGCCCCUACCCCUCCUCGUCCCCCAGCUACCUUUGGAGAGUUAAUUAUCAGUGUGAGGUGCUUAACCUGUUAGUGCAGAGAACAUGAAGCAAUAAUCUUUGUUACUGAGACGCGCGGCUGUAUGUCUUUUUUUUAAAAAAAUAUUUCCUAAUAAAAGAGAAGCUACAUUUUAUUGGUUUUUAUUUUUAUUUUCUACACGUCUGAGGGAGCCCCUGAGUGGUUCUACCUCCCCCCUCCCCAUCCUUCCCCACCCCCAUCCUCUUUGUUCCCCUCUCCUCCUUAGGGCUUGGGGCUGGGGCCGGAACUCUGUUCUGUGAUUCAUUCCUGGUUUUUUUUAAAGAUGUUAAGUGGUGUUUUGAAACCAGUAAAUUUGCCACUCCCUGGUAUCUGUUCUCUCCACAUCUGUAACCCUCUUUCCAAGAUUUUUCAGUUUUAAAUUCCUAAUAAAUUAUUUGAAAACGG